CGUGGGGGGAGGGGAGAAAGCAUUGCCGGAAUAGGAUUUUACUCUUCGGUUCUAAAGUACAGCUGCUCUUAGGGCUGGAGAUGCUGCUGCCCAGAGAACGAGAUAUAAAAAGAUCUCUCUGGCUCGAUUUCCUUAUUUUCCAGUCUUGCCGACAACUCCAGGAGAAGCGUCUAAGCUGAUUACAGGGGUUAGAGAAGUCUUCCGUUUGAAUCCACGUUUCUUUCUUGAUUCAGGAUGACCAGCUAACAGAGAUUCAUUACUUACGUCCUGAAAUUAAUUGAGGAAAUUUAUUAAUUUCCUUGAAACUAGAUCUUUGGAAAGUCUUGAUUUUGCCUGUCUCUUGGGUUAAAACUAAUCAGCGUUGGAGAUUGAUAAGUUUUCUCCCAAACUUUUCCUCAACUCCCCUGCAAGCAAGAGCGGACUCUACUCUUGGGGUGCCUUUUGUCUGUGUGGUAGGUAUAGAUCUGAGCUCAGGUCUUUCUCCGGUGUGCAAAAUUACCGUGCGUCUGCCACUCCCAGCCCUGUACUGAGGUCCGGGCUGCUUGCCCUUAACAUCGCUCAUCCUGUGUAACUGAGGUCUCUGGGCUAUCCAGUCUCCAAUUCCUGGCUAUCCAAGCAGUGUCAGGUAUGGACUCCCACUCGUGGAAUGGGCCUGAAGGAAGGCAGAAAUCGAAAAGAUGUCUUCCAGUAAUGACCACGUUUUAGUACCAAUGUCACAGACAAACACCAAUGGCCUUCCUGGAAUGAACUCAAGUGACCUGAAGACGCUUACAGGAGAUGUGUUAAGUUUUCAUAACAUCACCUAUCGAGUGAAAGUGAAAACUGGGUUUCUAGUCCGGAAGACGGCUGAGAAAGAAAUACUCUCGGGUAUCAAUGGAAUCAUGAAACCUGGCCUCAAUGCCAUUCUUGGACCCACGGGCGGAGGCAAGUCUUCGUUAUUAGAUGUCUUAGCAGCAAGGAAAGAUCCACGAGGAUUAUCUGGAGAUGUUCUGAUAAAUGGCACACCCCAACCUGCCAAUUUCAAAUGUACUUCAGGCUAUGUGGUUCAAGAUGACGUUGUGAUGGGCACCCUGACAGUGAGAGAAAACUUACAGUUCUCAGCAGCCCUUCGGCUUCCAACAACUAUGAAGAAUCAUGAAAAAAAUGAACGGAUUAACAUGGUCAUUAAAGAGUUAGGUCUGGAAAAAGUAGCGGAUUCCAAGGUUGGAACCCAGUUUACCCGUGGUGUCUCUGGAGGAGAAAGAAAGCGGACAAGCAUAGGAAUGGAGCUGAUCACUGACCCUUCCAUCCUCUUCCUGGACGAGCCCACAACUGGUCUGGACUCCAGCACAGCAAAUGCUGUCCUUCUGCUCCUGAAAAGGAUGUCUAAACAGGGUCGAACAAUUAUCUUCUCCAUUCAUCAGCCUCGGUAUUCCAUCUUUAAGUUGUUCGACAGCCUCACCUUGUUGGCCUCAGGGAAACUCAUGUUCCAUGGGCCUGCCCAGGAGGCUUUGGAGUACUUUGCAUCAGCAGGUUACCACUGUGAGCCCUACAAUAACCCUGCAGACUUCUUCCUGGAUGUCAUCAAUGGAGAUUCUUCUGCUGUAGUGUUAAAUAGAGACAGAGAAGGCCAGGAAGCAAACAAAACUGAAGAACCCUCCAAGAGAGAGAAGCCAAUAAUAGAAAACUUAGCUGAGUUUUAUGCCAACUCCUCCAUCUACAGAGAAUCAAAAGCUGAAUUAGAUCGACUUCCGAGGACUCAGAAAAAGAAAGGAAUAUCAGCCUUCAAAGAGUCCGCAUAUGUCACCUCCUUCUGUCAUCAGCUCCGAUGGAUUGCCAAGCGCUCAUUCAAAAACUUGCUGGGGAAUCCUCAAGCUUCUAUAGCUCAGGUAAUUGUCACGAUCGUACUGUCACUCGUUAUUGGUGCCAUUUACUUUGGUCUGACAAAUGAUAGAGCUGGAAUCCAGAAUAGAGCUGGGGUACUCUUUUUCCUGACCACCAACCAGUGUUUCAGCAGUGUGUCAGCUGUUGAGCUUUUCGUAGUGGAGAAGAAACUCUUCAUACAUGAGUAUAUCAGUGGAUAUUACAGAGUGUCUUCCUACUUCUUUGGAAAGCUGAUAUCUGAUCUACUACCCAUGAGGCUUUUGCCAAGUGUUAUAUUCACUUGUAUAUUAUACUUCAUGUUAGGAUUGAAGAAAGAGGUAGGGGCUUUUUUCAUCAUGAUGUUCACCCUUAUAAUGGUCGCUUACACAUCCAGUUCCAUGGCACUGGCCAUAGCUGCAGGUCAAAGCGUGGUAUCCGUGGCAACACUUCUCAUGACAAUCUCUUUUGUAUUUAUGAUGAUUUUUUCUGGUCUUUUGGUGAAUCUCACAACCAUUGAGCCUUGGUUGUCCUGGCUUCAGUACUUCAGCAUUCCUCGAUAUGGCUACACAGCUCUGCAGUAUAAUGAAUUCUUGGGACAAGAGUUCUGUCCAGAACUCAAUGCAAAUGUCAGCGACACCUGUAAUAACAGCUUUGCAAUAUGUACUGGUGACGAGUACUUGAAAAGUCAGGGCAUCGAUCUAUCACCGUGGGGACUGUGGAAGAAUCAUGUGGCUCUGGCUUGUAUGAUUAUUAUCUUCCUCACAAUUGCCUACCUAAAAUUGUUAUUACUUAAAAAGUAUUCUUAAAUUCCCCUUUACCAUACUGUUAAAUGUAUUCCUAUUAAAUGUGGACACUUUGAUUGA
Messenger RNA from Peromyscus californicus insignis, 2705 nucleotides. RefSeq names its product ATP binding cassette subfamily G member 2 (Junior blood group) (gene Abcg2). Gene Ontology annotation, molecular function: ABC-type transporter activity; ATP hydrolysis activity; ATP binding. Gene Ontology annotation, cellular component: plasma membrane. The transcript has 17 exons. The coding region runs from base 678 to 2648 and encodes 656 amino acids. Lineage: Eukaryota; Metazoa; Chordata; Mammalia; Rodentia; Cricetidae. The record is from RefSeq and is a predicted model, not a curated record.